Molecule: messenger RNA, 948 nt
Organism: Hyaloperonospora brassicae
Lineage: Eukaryota; Oomycota; Peronosporomycetes; Peronosporales; Peronosporaceae
Source: the annotation of a GenBank genome assembly
AUGUCCCGUCGCUGUCGUCUGAAUGUGUUUAACCUGCGCGUGCCCUCCGCGGCGCUCACUUUCGCCUUCGAGCGGCCGCAGGACCGUGUAAAAAACCUCACGCUUCCGCCUAUCGACGACGUUCGAAAACGUAGCCAUGUUACCGACGCACCGCUUUUUUGUGACGGCGAAGCUAUUUGCGGAAAGUUAAUUGUAACAGUGGAGUCGGGCAAACGAUUGGAGCACAGGGGACUGACCUUGGAACUUGUUGGCUACAUCGAGCAGGAACUCGACCGCAGUGCUGCGCGCCACGAAGUGUUGAGCUGUUCUCGAGCUUUGCAAUCGAGUGGACAGGUGCUGGAAGGCGACGAAAGCUUUGCGUUUGACUUUGCCAAUGUGGGUGCACUCUACGACAGUUACUAUGGCCGCCGUGUGACAUUGAGAUACGGUCUUCGAGCUACUUUGGCCAGGGGGAAGUACGCGAGUAGUGUCGUACACGAACAAGGUGUGUGCAUUCAGCAGGUUGUGCCCUCACCUGCGAUGUCUAAUGGACCGCUGAAGAUGGAAGUGGGCAUUGAAGAGUGUCUGCACAUUGAGUUCAAGUAUGGCAAGUCGACGUACCACCUUAAUGACGUGGUGGUCGGCAGGAUUUCGUUUGUAGUGGUGCAGAUCAAGAUCAAGCACAUGGAGCUGGCCAUCUUGCGUCGCGAGAGUGUAACGUCUGGAGCUCCUCGACGCAGUGAGCGUGACACGAUCGCCAAGUUUGAAGUCAUGGACGGUGCUCCCGUUGAAGGCGAGAGUAUUCCUGUUCGCAUGUACCUCGCUCCUUAUGCACUCACACCCACGUAUUACAACGUGCACGGCCAGUUUUCCGUCACGUAUUUCUUGAACCUCGUGUUGGUGGAUGAGGACGACUGCCGCUACUUCAAACAGCAAGAGAUCACACUUUGGCGAAAGACAGUCGGGUGA